Messenger RNA from Durio zibethinus, 3027 nucleotides. Its product is annotated as pentatricopeptide (PPR) repeat-containing protein. The record is from RefSeq and is a predicted model, not a curated record. Lineage: Eukaryota; Viridiplantae; Streptophyta; Magnoliopsida; Malvales; Malvaceae. Gene Ontology annotation, molecular function: RNA binding; zinc ion binding; protein binding. Gene Ontology annotation, biological process: RNA modification.
UAAAUCAUAAUAAGCCAAAGAAAUCGAAGAUAGCAGGGUAGGUAAAAACCUUAUCCAGGAAAUCCAAAAGCCAAUAAUUUUUUUCUCAGCUGGCAGCGAAUCACGAAAUGAAAACAAAAACCAAUAACAUGCCCCUAACCGCCAUUUCUUCGAAACCCAACCACCUUCAGUUUCUUCACUUCAUAUCCCAACCUCGAAAAAAUCUCCAUGGACAAAGUAGCUCCAUUUCAACACUACUUUAAUCCCUCUCUCCUUCAAAACCCAACAAAACCCAAGAAAGUUUCACCUACUUCUUUAGCUCUUGGUCCCACUGUCACCUCUCCUGAAACCCAACUCUCUACUUUUUCACUUCCAUACUCUUGGUCAAGUCUCUCUUCUUCGGGUUCUUUUCACUUCUUCGAUGAGUUAAAAGAGGUCAAUAGUCUGGAGUCAGUUAAAGUCUUGCAUGCCAGGUUGCUUAAAAUGUGUAAUAAUUGGAGUUCAGAUUCUACGGCUAAGAGUUUGAUCUGGAGUUAUUUGAAAUUUGGCGAUUUUAGAGCAGCUACGAUGGUUUUCUUCAUGGGUUUUGCUCGGAACUAUGUUUUCUGGAAUUCUUUCUUGAACGACCUUCACAGUUAUGGGGGACAGACACGUGAAGUUCUUGAGGUUUUUGGUGAAUUGUGUGGUAAAGACGUGGUUUUUGAUAGUAAAGUUCUUACUUUGGUUCUGAAAAUGUGUGCUAGUUUGAAGGACUCAUGGCUAGGUUUGCAGAUUCAUGCUGAUUUGAUCAAGAAGGGUUUUGAUUUGGAUGUGUAUUUGAAGUGUGCAUUGAUGAAUUUAUAUGGAACUUGUUGGGAUUUGGAGAGUGCUAAUCAAGUUUUUAAUGAAAUGGUGAGAAAGGAAGAGCUUGUUUGGAAUGAGGCUAUCAUGGUAAACUUGAGGAAUGAGAGAUGGGAGAAGGCUAUGGAGUUGUUUAGAGAAAUGAAGUUUUCUUUUGCCAAAGCCAAUGGUAGUACCAUUGCAAAGAUGCUGCAAGGCUGUACCAAAGUGGGAGCUCUCGAGGAAGGAAAGCAAAUUCAUGGGUAUGUAUUAAAAUUUACAUUGGAAUCAGAUUUGUCAGUAUGCAAUUCCUUGAUUACUAUGUACUCGAGAAACAAUAGACUGGAAUCUGCUAGGAGAGUUUUUGAUUUGAUGGAAGAUCAUAACCUGUCUUCAUGGAAUUCUAUAAUUUCAAGUUAUGCUGCCCGUGGCUAUUUGAAUGAUGCUUGGGAUUUAUUAAAGGAAAUGGAAUCAUCUGAUAUCAAGCCUGAUAUAAUAACCUGGAACUGCCUUUUGUCUGGCCAUGCCCUUCAUGGCUCUCAUAAAGCAGUCCUGUCAAUUUUGCGGGGAAUGCAAGUAGUCGGUUUCAAGCCAAAUUCGAGUUCUGUCACCAGUCUUCUUCAAGCUGUCAUUAAAUUGGGGAUAUUGAAUUUUGGGAGAGAAAUUCAUGGUUAUGUUAUAAGAAAUGGGUUGGACUAUGAUGUAUAUGUAGUAACUUCAUUGUUAGACAUGUACGUGAAGCAUGAUUGUCUAGGAAAAGCUCACGCUGUUUUUAGUAACAUGAAUAACAAAAAUAUUGUUGCUUGGAAUACGUUAAUAUCAGGAUAUUCCUUCAAGGGCCUUUUGGAGGAUGCUAGAAAGUUAAUGAUUGGGAUGGAAGAGGAAGGACUAACGCCAGACCUAGUAACAUGGAAUGGUUUGAUAUCAGGGUAUUCCAUGCGGGGGCGCAAUAAUGAAGCUUUGGCCCUGAUUCAUCAAAUAAAGAAUUCAGGAAUGAGUCCCGAUGUAGUAUCUUGGACUGCUCUGAUAUCAGGCAGUUCGCAGAAUGGAAACUAUAGGGAAUCCCUCGAAUUUUUCAGCCAAAUGCAACAAGAAGGUAUCAGGCCCAACUCUGUCACCAUAACCAGCUUACUUCGAAAUUGUGGAGGUCUAUCUCUGUUACAGAAAGGUAAAGAGAUACACUGCUUCAGCAUAAAAAAUGGUUUUAUUGAAGAUGUGUUUGUAGCUACUGCACUUAUUGACAUGUAUGGUAAAUCUGGCAAUUUGAAAGCAGCUUAUGAGGUUUUCAAGAGGAUUGAGAAUAGAACACUGGCCUCUUGGAAUUGCCUGAUAAUGGGGUUUGCGAUCUAUGGCCUUGGUAAAGAGGUGGUCUCGGUCUUUAGGGAGAUGCUUGCAGCAGGCAUCCUGCCAGAUGCCAUAACAUUCACAGCUGUACUCUCUGGUUGUAAGAAUUCAGGUUUGGUUGACGAAGGAUGGAAAUAUUUUGAUAGUAUGAGCUCUGAUUAUGGUAUAACACCAACAAUUGAACAUUAUUCUUGCAUGGUAGAUCUUCUUGGAAGAGCUGGAUAUCUUGAUGAAGCUUGGGAUUUCAUUCAAAGUAUGCCUUUGAAACCAGACGCUACGAUAUGGGGUGCUCUUCUUGGAUCUUGCCGUAUCCAUAAGAACAUACAAUUGGCAGAGAUUGCAGUGAAGAAACUUUUCGAGUUAGAACCAUAUAAUUCUGCAAAUUAUAUUUUGAUGAUGAAUCUAUAUGCCAUGUCUGACAGAUGGGGUGAUGUUGAACGCAUCAAAGAUUUGAUGAGCGAUAUAGGGGUGAAAAAUGGGCAAGUCUGGAGCUGGAUUCAAAUUGGUCAGAUAAUUCAUCAAUUCUUUGCGGAAGAGAACCAUCCAGAUGAAGGGGAGAUAUAUUUUGAGUUGUACCAUCUCGUUUAUGAAAUGAAGAAGCUUGGGUAUAAGCCUGAUGUCAAGUGCGUUUAUCAGAAUAUUGAUGACAAUGAAAAGGAGAAAGUACUGUUCAGUCACACAGAGAAAUUGGCCAUAACUUAUGGACUAAUCAAGUCAAGAAGCGAUAUGCCUAUCAGGGUAAUCAAGAACACGAGGAUUUGCCCCGACUGCCACACUGCAGCUAAAUACAUAUCUUUGGUAAAAAACCGAGAGAUUUUCCUAAGGGAUGGUAGCCGGUUUCACCAUUUCAGUGAAGGAAAGUGUUCCUGCAAUGAUUGUUGGUAA